Molecule: messenger RNA, 1833 nt
Organism: Caenorhabditis elegans
Lineage: Eukaryota; Metazoa; Nematoda; Chromadorea; Rhabditida; Rhabditidae
Gene: lron-6
Product: eLRR (extracellular Leucine-Rich Repeat) ONly
Exons: 11
Coding region: 1-1785 (594 amino acids)
Source: RefSeq, marked reviewed
AUGUGGGAAUUAAGUCUAGCUAUAUUUGGAUUAUUUGGUCUUGCAAGAUCGUGUGAUCCACUUCAUGCUCAAGCACACGGUAUCAACUUGGUGUGUUGCUCACUUAACCACAGCCUGACUCCAAGUUGUGAGUUCUCAUCCCUUUGCCAAGAAACGUGUUCAUGUUUUUUAACGAUUACAAGAGAUUUGGAUUGCAAGUUAGAAUUAUUAGGAAGCGCUAAUGAACCCUACAAAUGGCUCGAUCAUAAACCAAACUCCUUACCAAUGAUUUGUAGACAACCAAAUCUACCUAAUCCUGAUGCACCAUACACCAUUGUUAUUGAAAACUCAAAUGAAAGUCUGACACAUUCAUUCCUUCUUGGUUCAUGCUCCAAAACCGUCACAUCUCUUACAUUUCAACACUAUCACAAAUUAUAUGAUUCAAUUGAUUUUGGAGAAUGCUUUCCAAGAUUGGCAUCGUUCCAAGUAGUAUUAUUGCAGCGAACCAAAGCAAAUUUCCAUGGAUCUUUGCGAAAUCUAAAGAAUUUGAAAGUAUUGUCACUUGUGAAUGUGGAUUUUGACUUUUGGUUGCAACCAUCUCCAUUUAUCAAUACAAUUACAUAUAUUCAUAUUGAAAACUCUUCAAUUACUGAACUACCAAAAUGGUUGUCUACCAGUAAAUCUUUAUCAACAGUUUAUCUCAAAGGAACCUCAAUCUCAUCUCUAACUCCAGUUGCUCAACUUCCAGCCGUGAAAAGUUUGAAAUUAUCUCACAACUUGAUUGAAAACCUUCAUCGACUUCUUUUCGUUUCUCCGUUUUUGAUUCACGUGGAUCUCAGUUAUAACCAGAUAACAUCAUUUGCAUCUCACACUUUCAGUAAAUGCAUUGAUCUCCGUGUACUUGAUCUGACAGGGAAUCCAAUUAAAAUGCUCCCUUACAAGCCAUUUGCAAAGAAUAUAAAAUUGAAAUGGCUCAAGUUAAGCAGAACCAAUAUUACUACGCUAACACCUGAUCAUUUCUAUGGUUUGAAUGCUCUGAAAACUCUUUCACUUUCCCGAAUGCCAAUUCAAUCGAUAUCUCCCUAUUCAUUUGUUCCAUUGAAAUCUCUUCGUUAUCUUGAUAUGGACUCGUGUAAUCUUACAAAAAUACCUCAAGCAGUUACUGCAAACUGUCAUUUGGCACGUUUGAAUGUGGCAAAUAAUAUGUUACAUAGAAGUUCUUCUAUGCCUCCCGAAGUGAUGGCUAUGUUGAGUGGUCUGUCACAACUAAGAAUUGAAGGAAAUCCAUUGACGGAAUUCCCAGCCUCAUUUUUACUCAUCUCUCGUGAAAACUUCCGUCUCCUUCGUCAACUUCUCCACUCAACAAUGACUCUUCCCGUUUGGCUCCGCGAGCCAUGUACUCCAUACUAUUGGUCAAUGCACCUAGCAAAUCGAACCAAUAAUCUAAAGUCAUUUGUAAAUCAAUAUAGUGAGAUGAGAAUGUUAAAAAGCGGACUGGGUUACUGUAAGGAGCAAUAUGACUGGAUGUUGGAACAAAUGGAAGUUUAUAGAGAAUUAGAGAAGAAUUCCGGAUGCUAUUCUCUUCGACGUCUUCGUUCUUCUUUAUCUUCAAAACCUGUCCCAAAAAUUUCGAAAAACUCUACGAAUUCUCUAAUUCUCUCAAUUCCUCAUGAUCUAUCAUCCCCCGCCUUUCAUAUUCCAAUUCUUUUAUUAAUAUCUUUAUGUGCAAACUUUUUGUUACUUUUUUCGAUUCUUAUGUGUUCUAUCAUGGCGUGUCGAAUGGAAAAAGGUGUGGAUAGUGUUUGAACGGAUCGAUUAAUUUUAUUAAAUAGAAUAAAUAAAUGACCUGGUAAA